This is a messenger RNA of Bolinopsis microptera, 3704 nucleotides long. Its product is annotated as tyrosine-protein phosphatase non-receptor type 13-like. The record is from RefSeq and is a predicted model, not a curated record. NCBI's taxonomy places the organism in Eukaryota, Metazoa, Ctenophora, Tentaculata, Lobata, Bolinopsidae. Gene Ontology annotation, molecular function: protein binding. The transcript has 19 exons. Bases 55 to 1713 code for a protein of 552 amino acids.
UUUUAGGAUGUUAUUCAGAGCUUGUGAAGCUUGAGAAAAAUAUUGAACACUACAAUGUCUCACGGCACAGCUCAAAUAGUUUCUCAAAUGCUGGAGGCGCACUACCAUAAGUCUAAAGAUGGUUGUUAUGGUGGGAGACCCAGCAGCAAUGCAUUGAAACUAAUGGAGGGGGGAUUGUUGCAGGAUUAUCUUAAUGAGGCGGGGCCUCAGGGUCUAGUACGUGAGUUUGACAGUGCUCUGACCUGGGCAACCCCAACAAAUGUCAGGGACAGGUUACUUAUACUCAACUGUGCUGCCGCUGCUGACAUCGUCCCUGACGAUGAGCCGGAUCACCUGUCAUGGCGGAGUAUAAAGACACGUGAUCAGGAACCAGUCCAGUCCGUCCACCUCACCAAACAGAUGGGUUCCGGGUUCGGCUUCUCCCUGGUUACUAUUGAUAGGAGUGUAUACGUGAGGAGACUCCAACCUUACUCUCCUGCUAGCGCGAGCGGGAAGAUGCAGGAAGGAGACAGGGUAGUGUCUGUGAACGGUACGAAUGUUGGGGCUACCCUCAAUCAAAACGGGAUUAUCCAGCUGCUGAAAAAGGAGAAAGAGAUAGAGUUAACUGUAGCUCAUGUUAAUUUUGACGGUAAAGGUUGUCCCGAAACUACCUACGAUAGGAACAGCCCACUGCAAUCACCGGCACUAGACAACAGUUACAAGUUAGCUCUGGAUCUGUCCUUCAGUUCUCCUGGGACUCUCUCUAACUGCAGCGAGGCCUCCUCAACCAUCUACAGAAACAAUGGUAUGAGUAAUACAGGGUGUGACAGUACGCUGCGCGGCAACCUGCGCGCUGACAUGCGCAGCGAUGCACAAACAGACUCCAGGAAAAACGGACACAGAAACAUUUCUGUCGGAUCAGUGGGGGACAGUAUGUCAACAAGUUCCUCGCACGAAGUAGCUCUAACUCACUCCUCCUCGGAGAGUGACCCCACAACCCGCUCCUCACUCUCGCCUAGAUACGAGCCUAGUUCUAGUAGAUACGAGCACGGCUCACCUGGAUCACAUGGUUACGAACGAAGGUACGAGACACCUCCAGUACAAAGUAGACCAGAUACCAGGACUUCCCUUACCAGCUCAAUCAGUAGUCACAGCUCCGUAAACAAGGACUAUUACCGGGAGUCAGUGGAGAGUUUACCUCUCUCCGUACAAAGCUUGGGAUCCACCGAGUACAUCGUCCUACCCAACCACGGCAAGGGUAUUGGGAUUGGCAUCUCCGGCAAAUCUGGAGUCAUUAUCCGGAAUAUACUGCAAGGAUCUAUUGCUGAUAAGGACGGCAGGCUGCAGAUAGGAGACCACAUAAUUCAAGUCAACAACAUUAAGUGCGCCAACUUCGGCCAGGCGGAGACAAAAGAUCUUGUGAUACCUGAACUAAGAAACUCAACUCCAACAGUAAAACUUCUCGUCCAACAUGCCUCCAAACGGAUUAGAACACCGUCUUCUCACACUAACGGUAGUGGAGCUACCAACACUCCUUCUAAAUCCGGGCCUGGUUCUACCCUUCCUGUACAGAAACACAUUGAUCAGGCCCCUGACAUGUUGUUACCGGAGGCACUGUGGUCAGAUGCAAAUCCUUCAGCUCCUAUAGCUUACAGAUUUGGAACUGUUAUUCUACCUGCCCCUGCUUGGAUAAGUUGGAGUAAGAAAAGCAUUUCGUCACGCUUACAAAGUUAGCAAACGGUUUUGGAUUCAGUAUAAUGGAUUAUAAGGAACCAAAACAGAAAUCAGGAGACAACACGUCAGUCCUCAUAAUCCGUCAAAUAACUCCGUUUGGAGCGGCUGACUUGGAAGGACAUUUGUCGCUGGGAGAGAGGAUAAUGUCGGUUAACGGGGAACCCAUCACUGAUCACACUAUUGAGGAUAUAGUGGGGAUGAUUAAACCCUGCAAUGUGCUUCAACUCAAGAUGUGUAAGCCAGUGGAGAGUGAGAGCUGGAAGAGUCUGCUGAAUACUAAUAUAUCUGCAAUACCUCUAGUUAGUGGACCACGCUCCACCAGUCGCAACAGCUCUCAGGAAGCGAUCAGUACAUCCACUUUGAACGUGGCUAGAGCAAACUCAUAUCAGUCACUAAACAGUGAGGUAUCUGCGGAGCAAACAUCCUUCUCUCAUCAACCAAUAAUUCGUCAUCCGGGUGAUAACAAACGUUCUUCGAGCGAUAACAUUCGCCAUCCUGGAGAUAACAUCGUCACCAUGGAGAAAGUAUCCGUCACCCUGACAAUAUCCAUCAUACUGGGGACAAUGUCCGUUAUUCUACUGACAAUACUCGAGAACCUAUUGAUAAAGUUGGCAGUGAUGGAUUCGUUACUAUAGUGAUGCUCCUGAAGAAAACAACCACAGAAACAUACAGCCGAACUAUCAAAGAGAAAGGCCAAACUCAGAAGAGGAAUUCAAAUCAAGUUUUAUGUCCCGUGGUAUUCCCUCAAUGUACGAAGCAACUGAGCAACAUUCUCACUCAAGGUCAUAUAGCGCCGACAGAUCCAGUGGAACCGAUCUCCAUAGCAACGAUCUGGAUUCUUCUUCCGGAGGACCAGGAUCCGGGGGCAGUUCCCUCCGUCGGAGAUACCAACCCUCAAACCACGGACAUCUGGGCAUAGUUCGUAGAGUCAACAGCGAUAAGAGCGAGGAAGCACAGAGGAGACGUGGUGAUCACAAUGGUGGUCCGGACAGUUGUGAUUCUAACUUGAGAUACACUGACGUAAGACAACCUCGCCCACCACAACGUGAAGUCCGCGAACAAGGGAGAGUCCGAUCACCGGAUGUCCGGAGACAGAGAUACAGGGGUAACAGAGCAGGGACAGGGACAUCGUAUCCUGCUACAAGUCGCAAACAGGAGACUACUUUUGGGACGAAACAGGCAUAUAAGCAAAGUCAUUCCUCCGGGAGCAACUCUGAGAUACAAUCCAUCAUUAGCUCAGUCUCUGGGAUCAACAACAGCGAACUAACUGAGAUGUGGAAAAAGAGGACCGUCAAACCCACCCCCAGCAAGCAACUAUCCAGAGUUUAAAAAUGUGGACAAAUGUUAACUUCUAUUUUGGAGUUUCGAGGAUUUUUAAAUAGAGAUUUAUCACAUAGGUUGAAGUAGCUGAGAUUUGAUUGAACAAGUUUAUUUUAUUUAGUGAAGUUUCCAGUUGUGGAACGAUGCGAUUAAGCAAAUUUUACGAACUUUAAAUGAUUCAAGAUUUUUAUAUAUUAUAGUUAUGCUAAAUACUAAAUAUGAGCUAAAUGAGAUUAGCCUAACACUAAUUUAAUAAACAGCGAGCCAGAAAUAUUUUCCUGAAAAUGCAUGAACGCUAAUAGUUAGAUAGGUAUUUGACUGUGAUAUCCCAUUGUAUCCCUGACUGUUGAAUAAGCAAUUAGCAUAACCAAGGUACGAUAUUAUUUUAACAAUAAUAGUAUUUAUAGCUCUAUCUUUGGGUGCUUCCUGGCUGUCCGACACAGUGCAUGUGUAAAUAUCUGGGUACACUUCAAUAAUCAAUACAGGAGAAGUAAUCUUAUUUCUCUAAGAAACCCAUAAAGAGUAUAAAUGUUAGAUUCAAGCACUGACUCGGACGUUGUAGCCAAAGUGGGAGUAGAUUUUUCUUAGAUUUUUAGCAUUUUUGUAGCGCAGACGAUCUAAGCUUUGUAUUAUGAAUGUUAUAGAAUUUACUAAUUUUUUUUGCAAAUAGG